Alligator mississippiensis (American alligator) is the source of this 419-nucleotide messenger RNA. Its product is annotated as kremen protein 1-like. NCBI's taxonomy places the organism in Eukaryota, Metazoa, Chordata, Crocodylia, Alligatoridae. The record is from RefSeq and is a predicted model, not a curated record. The transcript is spliced from 3 exons. The coding region runs from base 52 to 411 and encodes 119 amino acids.
GCGGCCGGGGCAGGAGGCAGCGGCGGAGCAGCGGCCGCGCUGUCCGCGCCCAUGGAGCCGCCGGCCCGGACCCGGACCCGGACCCGGACCCGGACCCGGGCGCUGGCGGCCGCCCUGUGCCUGGAGCCCGCGCAGCCCGAAUGCUAUACAGCCAAUGGGGCGGACUAUCGGGGCACGCAGAAUCAAACCUCUCUACAUGCAGGGAAGCCUUGUCUCUUUUGGAAUGAGACCUUCCAGCACCCUUACAAUACCCUGAAAUACCCCAAUGGAGAAGGAGGGCUUGGGGAGCACAAUUACUGCAGGAACCCUGAUGGAGAUGUCAGCCCAUGGUGCUACAUUGCAGAGCAUGAGGACGGAGUGUACUGGAAAUACUGCAAGAUUCCAUCCUACCAAAGUAAACACACCACAUAAUAACAUAG